Pneumocystis carinii B80 is the source of this 1356-nucleotide messenger RNA. RefSeq lists its product as hypothetical. Gene Ontology annotation, biological process: protein localization to nuclear inner membrane; NLS-bearing protein import into nucleus; nuclear pore organization. Gene Ontology annotation, cellular component: nuclear pore; nuclear pore central transport channel. Gene Ontology annotation, molecular function: structural constituent of nuclear pore. NCBI's taxonomy places the organism in Eukaryota, Fungi, Ascomycota, Pneumocystomycetes, Pneumocystales, Pneumocystaceae. Bases 39 to 1310 code for a protein of 423 amino acids. The transcript is spliced from 4 exons. The record is from RefSeq and is a predicted model, not a curated record.
UGUAUAAUUAUUGGGUAUUAUAUUUUGAAUUAUAUGAAAUGUUUUUUCAAGGGCAGACAGGAUCUAAAUUUAAUGAAUUAAAAGGGUUUAAUGAGACACAAACAUUAAUAACACCUACAGCAGGGACGCCAGCGCCUACGUCAGUGCCUAUGACUGGAAUGGCACCAUCAAAUAGUUUAUUUGGUGCAACAUCAGGUGCAACAUCAACAUUAGGUGGUAUAACACAAAAUACAUCAAUGGGAGGUUCAAAUAGUGCAAUUGCAGCAGGAAAUUCAGAUACAGCAAAAGCGCCAGUUCAAUCUUCUUUAUCAUCGUCAUUUGGUGGAUUUUAUCAACAAAGUACUUUAAGUAAUCUUCCAGUUUAUUCAUGGGGAGCACCCUUUCAAAAAGUAGUUUCUCGCUUUCUACCACUUCAGAUCCAGACGCCUGCUGAUACAUUAGCAGCAGAUCGUUCUAAAUAUGGGGAAAGUCAAUCUGAAAUAUUAGGUAGAAGUUCUAUUCUUGGACUUGAUCAAUUUCCAUCAAUAGUUGAUCAGCUUCAAAAAAUUAAAAAUGCAUGGGAUCCAACACAUUCUGAUUGUGCAUUUCAAUACUAUUUCUAUAACAGAGUUCCAAUUGAUCAAGUAGCUUUAUAUGUUAAGCCUUUGCAUCAUAAUCAACAAAAAUGGGAUGAAGCUAUUGCUAAUCGGCCAGAAAAUAGCGUUGUUCCAGCGUUAGCAGUAGGAUUUUCUGAUAUUCAGAAAAGGGUUCAGCUUCAAGAACAACAAGUUACAGCAUAUCGUGUUCGUAUGCAUGAGAUUAUCAAUAAGCUUAAAGAAUUAUCACAAAAACAUGAUCUCAGUACAACGGUAAAGAUUUCAGAUGCAACAUUAAGGCAUUUAGAAUUAUCACGUCGUUCAUUAGCAUUAGCAGCAAAAGUACAAAUAUUAAAAGGAAGAGGUUAUGCACUUCAACCUGAAGAAGAAAAUUUAAAACAACGAUUAAUAGAAUUAUCAAAGAGUUUAAAUGAUCCUGGUGUCUUUGGAAAAGUAAAUGAACUUUGGGCACGUAUGACAUUUGUACGUGAAAAAGCAAAGUCUAUUGAAGAAGCAAGACAAGGCAAAAUCAUUAUGAGUAUUAAUUGGAAAAGAGAUAAAGAGCAAUUAGAUAGAAUUACAAAGGUAUUGACUGAUCAAUACGCUGGAAUUUCAUAUGUUAUUAAUAUUCUAAAAAAUGAUUUGAACGAAGUCGAUAAAGCAUUACAAAAAAUACAAGAACAUAAGAAAUUACUCGAACAACCAAAGUCACGAGGUUCUAGGAAAUUCUCUUAAUAUUGGUUUUCACUCUCAUUUUCACUUUUUCUUCUUAAAAUCACAU